Molecule: messenger RNA, 4251 nt
Organism: Peromyscus maniculatus bairdii (prairie deer mouse)
Lineage: Eukaryota; Metazoa; Chordata; Mammalia; Rodentia; Cricetidae
Gene: Papln
Product: papilin, proteoglycan like sulfated glycoprotein
Biological process (GO): extracellular matrix organization; proteolysis
Cellular component (GO): extracellular matrix
Molecular function (GO): metalloendopeptidase activity; serine-type endopeptidase inhibitor activity
Source: RefSeq, a predicted model, not a curated record
CAGCCAGCAGCGGGGAGAUAAAGUCCAACCUUCCCGGGCUUUCGUCGGUCCUGGAGAGGUUGACCCAGUCCGGGCACCGAGGAGGCGGCUCCCGGGCUCCACGAGACAGGCAGAGAUGCAGCUGUUCCUCGUCACGGUCCUGCUGCUGGCCUCCACUCCGGGGUCUUGGGCUCGAAACGUGAGGCGCCAGAGUGACACCUGGGGCGCCUGGGGCGAGUGGAGCCCCUGCAGCCGGACCUGUGGAGGGGGCAUCAGCUUCCGGGAGCGACCCUGCUACUCCCAGAGGAGAGAUGGAGGCACCAGCUGCGUGGGCCCCACGCGCAGCCACCGCACCUGCCACACCGAGAGCUGCCCAGACGGCGCGCGGGACUUCCGGGCUGAGCAGUGCGCAGAGUUCGACGGCACCGACUUCCAGGGCCGGCGCUACCGGUGGCUGCCCUACUACGCGGCCCCAAACAAGUGUGAACUGAACUGCAUUCCCAAGGGGGAGAACUUCUACUACAAACACAGGGAGGCGGUGGUGGACGGGACACCCUGCGAGCCCGGCAAACGGGACAUCUGUGUGGACGGCAUCUGCAGAGUUGUUGGCUGUGAUCACAAGCUGGACUCGACCAAGCAGGAGGACAAAUGUCUGCAAUGUGGGGGGGAUGGCUCAACCUGCUACCCUGUCACAGGAACCUUUGACGCCAAUGACCUCAGCAGAGGCUACAACCAAAUCUUCAUCAUUCCUGCCGGGGCCACCAGUAUUCGCAUCGAGGAAGCUGCGGCCAGCAGGAAUUUCCUGGCCGUGAAGAGCAUCAGCGGAGAGUACUACCUCAACGGGCGCUGGACCAUUGAGGCAGCCCAGGCUCUGCCAGUGGCCAGCACGGUCCUACAGUAUGAAAGGGGUGUGGAGGGGGACCAGGCCCCUGAGCGGCUCCAGGCACGGGGCCCCACCUCGGAGCCCCUGGUCAUCGAGCUCAUCAGCCAGGAACCCAACCCCGGCGUGCACUAUGAGUACUACCUGCCAUUGAACGAGCCCGGCCAAGGCUUCAGCUGGAGCCAUGGGUCCUGGAGCGACUGCAGCGUGGACUGUGGUGGAGGUCACCAGACGCGCCUGGUAUUCUGCACGAUUGACAACGAGGCCUACCCGGACCACCUGUGCCGACACCGGCCUCGGCCAGCCCACCGACGGCCCUGCAAUCUUCAUCCCUGCCCCAAGACCAAGCGCUGGAAGGUAGGACCGUGGACACCCUGCUCAGUCUCCUGUGGGGGUGGAUUCCAGUCUCGCUCCGUCUAUUGCGUCUCCUCCGAUGGGGCUGGUGGCCAGGAAGCUGCUGAGCAGACCCAGUGUUCGGGUCUACCCGGGAAGCCUCCUACCACACAGGCUUGUAACCAGCAACGCUGUGCGGCCUGGAGCGUGGAGCCCUGGGGAGAGUGUUCCGUUACCUGUGGGGCUGGCAUCAGGAAGAGGAGCGUCACCUGCCGGGGGGAUCAGGACUCUCCGGUCCACGUCACAGCGUGCUCCUUGAAGGACCAGCCAAGCCUCACUGAGCCCUGUGUGCAAGAGGCCUGUCCUGUGCUCCGGGGCCAGGCCUGGCACGUAGGCGCGUGGAGUCUGUGCUCUAAGAGCUGUGGUGUGGGUACUCGGAGGCGACUCGUCACCUGCGCCAUCGGGCCGCCCGGUCACUGCAGGGACCUGCAGUCAUCCAAGCCCGCUGAGGUGGAGCCCUGCAACAGACAGCCCUGCCAUCCUCCUCACGAGGUCCCUAGCAUACAGGACUCACGGACCCGCCCCUUACACCCCAGGAUGCCUUUAGGCCCUCAAGUGUCCCCAGUCUCAGAUGCUAGAGACCAGCGGUGGGCUGCCCAGGAGCGACCCAGGGCCCAGAGUAACCCCAGAGAGGGCCAGGAUCCCCAGCUGUCGGUUGCAGGCCGGGCCCCCAUUCUGCAGCACCCUCCACACCGGCCACCCCUGAAACCCAACUCAGGACCCCGUGACUGCAGACACAGCCCCCACGGAUGCUGCCCUGAUGGCCACACCCCAUCUCUUGGGCCACAGUGGCAAGGCUGUCCCCUGGCUGGAGCCUUGUGUCUUCAGAGCAGGUACGGAUGCUGCCCCGAUGGGGUGUCUGCAGCCGAGGGGCCCCAGCAGGCUGGCUGCCCCAGGUCUCACGGCGGUGACAAUACCGGGAACAGGCCAGGGUCCAGGGCAGUGGCUUCCAAGGUCCCCAGGAUCCACCAACCCCAGGCCCAUCAGAGCGAACCCAGAGAUUGUCGUGCCUCCCAGUUUGGCUGUUGCUAUGACAACGUGGCUUCUGCAGCUGGUCCCCUGGGGGAAGGCUGUAGGGGCCAGCCCAGCUACGCCUACCCGGUGAGGUGUCUGCUGCCCAGUGCUCCUGGGUCAUGUGGAGACUGGGCUGCCCGCUGGUACUUUGUGGCGUCAGUGGGCCGGUGUAACCGCUUUUGGUAUGGCGGCUGCCAUGGCAACGCCAAUAACUUCGGCUCGGAGCAGGAGUGCAUGAACAGCUGCCAGGAGCACCACGAGCCCCGCCAUCCCGAGGCAGGGGCCUCUGGCCAUCGUGUCCACAUGGACGGGGGCCAGCGUGGUCCUGGAGGCCAGCAGGAACCUGAUUGGCACAGGACGAGAGCCACAGUCCCGAGACUGCCCUCACCUGGAAGCCCUUGGCAAAGAGGACAAGAGCCAGGGCCCGGGGAGGCGCCCCACCCUCCAGCCUAUGGAGAACGACCUGGAGAUCAGGAGCUCCGGCCCAGAGUUUCUGGACUGGGUAGAGAUGGUAGACCACCAGUGCCGCCCACACAUAGCUCCUCCCACAGGAUCAGCUUGGGAGGCUCAGAGCCCUCCCUGGUUCAAGCAGCCGCCGGGCAGGCGGUACAGCUCUUCUGCCCUGGCAACACCUACCCGCAGUUCCAGGCAGGGUGGCAGAAAGAUGGUGAGGCCAUCUCCUCCGACAGGUACCAGCUACAGUCAGAUGGCUCCCUCAUCAUCAGCCCCUUGAGGCCAGAGGAUGCCGGUGUCUAUAUCUGUGGCAGCCACAGGCCAGGCCAUGACCCCCAGAAAAUCCAGCUUCGAGUCACAGGGGGUGACACAGCAGUGCUAUCUGAGGUCCAGCCAAGAUCGUUCCCUCAGACCAGGAACCCAGACCUUGGCCAUGGGCCUCGGGACUCCGGAACAGGGGGCCACGGGGCUACCUCUUCCCUACACCCCAGGCCUGCCAGCAGGCUGCGUCUGGACCGGACUCGGCCUGGGGUGGUGGAUGCCAGUCCUGGCCAGCAGAUCCGGCUGACCUGCCAUGCUGAAGUCUUCCCAACCCCCAUCAUUGAGUGGCAAAGAGAUGGGCAGCUGGUCUCUUCUCCCAGGCACCAGCCGCAGCCCGAUGGCUCUCUGGUCAUCAGCCGAGUGGCCGCAGAAGACAGUGGUUUCUACGCCUGUGUUGCUUUUAAUGGGCAGGACCGGGACCAGCACUGGGUCCAGCUCCGAGUUCUGGGGGAGCUGACCAUCACAGGCCUGCCUCCUGUUAUGACGGUGCCAGAGGGCGACACCGCAAGGCUUCUGUGUGUGGUGGAUGGAGAAAGUGUGAACAUUAGGUGGUCCAGGAAUGGACUCCCAGUACAGGCAGAUGGCCACCGUGUGUACCAGUCCCCAGACGGCACACUGUUGAUUCACAACUUGCAGCCCAGGGAUGAGGGCUCUUACACAUGCAGUGCCUACCGCGGGAGCCAGGCUGUGAGCCGCAGCACCAAGGUGAAGGUGGCCCUACCAGGAUCAGCCGCUCGGUCCGGGAACCCGGGCAGCGAGUGCAUCGACCAGCCGGAGCUGGCCAACUGCGCCUUGAUCCUGCAGGGCCAGUUCUGUGGCAAUGAAUACUACUCCAGCUUCUGCUGCGCCAGCUGCUCUCGCUUCCAGCCCAAUGCCCAGCCUGUCGGGCAGCAGGGAUGAAGGCUGGCUGUGGCGCCAGUUCCCGACAGCUGGCUGGGGAGAAGGGAUGGUAAGACAUGGCUUGCAGAGGGAGUCACCUUUCAGACACCGGCCCUCUCAGAAACCCAGGGCUAAGCCCCAGCAGCUGCCAGUGCCAGCCUCCCCCUGUGGUGUCAGCAGGGGCUGUCUGAUCUGACCUCAGGCUGCCGCGAAGAGGAAUCUACCGACACAGAACUGCUACUUUACACCUCUCUCUCUCUCUCUCGUUUCUGCUGCGUUCAGGAUCCUUCAUCUGAAAUGUGUGGGACCAAAGUGUUGUAAACUUUUCAAUA